This is a messenger RNA of Linum trigynum, 2287 nucleotides long. The record is from the annotation of a GenBank genome assembly. NCBI's taxonomy places the organism in Eukaryota, Viridiplantae, Streptophyta, Magnoliopsida, Malpighiales, Linaceae.
CAUAACUGAUAGGAAACCGGUCAUGCAGAUCGCAUAACUUAUAGGAAACCGGUGCAGCUGGACCGAGCAACUGAGCUUGAGUACGUGUGAAGUUUUCUCGGUAUGUGUUGAGCUCAAUCUAACAAAACCAUUGCUGGGGAAGUAUAAGAUUGAAGGGAAAAAGUAUUAAUUGGUUAUGAAGGUUAAUAUAAUAUAUGUGGCCAAUGCGGGAUGUAUGGUAAGCCUACAAACCUCUGUCAGUGUAUGAAUACUAACCCGAUGGGGGUGGAUGAGAAUGUUGAGGAAGUUCCUGAAACACAAGUGGAAGAUCCCUUGCAAGGGCAGACGUACGGGGAUUGGAUGAUGGUCUAGAAACUGUCAUUUUGAUCGGGAAGAAUGAAUGGUGGUGAGAGGAAGGGAAGUGGCAAUAUGCAAUGGGGGAAUAGGUUCCAUACAUUAAGUGAGACAAAGGAGGAGGCGGUAAAUGAUAAGGUGGAACACGAAGAGACGAUGAAGGAAGUUGGUACGAAGGAAUCAAAUGUGGAGAAGGAUAAGUUGACAGUCGGAAAGAAGAAGGACAAGCAAGUCCAAAACCCUACGACGGGUGUAAUGACAUCAAAACCAGUGGCGGUUAAGGAGGGCAAAUGUGAUGGGGAUCACCAGACGAGACAAAAACAAGGUUUGGGAACAUGAGAAAAACAAGGAAAUGAAAUAGGCAGGAGAAGAAAUCCAAAGAUGUUCCCAAUAAUGGAGAGAAGGCCACAGAAAGACUUGUAAAGGAAUCCGAGAAACAAGUGAUGAACACAACAGAAGUGGGAGGGAAAACUAAAAAAGAAGGGAAGAAUAUUACGACUAAUGGUGUGGGGAACUGACACGCUAAAUCACAACACCAAACUGCGACCAAGUGUAAUCGCAGAAUGGAAAUGCAUAAUAGUGGUAAGUUCAAUUCAUCAACCCGGGGUCUAGAACUACUGCCUACUCCGUGACUACCUGUUAUCUAGCGGGACUAAGUGUAGUGAGAGUGAUUGCUAACAAAAGCAGUAAAAAAGCAGGAAAUUGUUCGAAGUUCUUAAGCAAGGGAAGAGUCGCUCGGGAAGGAGUCCCCCUAGCUCCUUAGUUAGGUCAAAGUUGUAAUUUCCUUUGGUUGAUUUACUAUAGAUUAAACUGCGGAAGAUCUGACAGUAGCUUGGAAUCUCUUAAGCUGACCAAGCCCUAUCAGACAGACUACCCAGUAGACGUCUAGUCUUCACUGGGAUAGAACGCUGAGGCAAUUAACACAGAACUCCACUACUGGAAUUGGAUUCCAGUACAAAGCAUUGAAUCGACUAACUCUCGUAUAAUAAAUUCACUACUACCGAUUGAAGAAGCUCUAACAACCUAAUCAGAUUCUAUCUAUCUUAGGUUGCAGCAGAAAUCAAGAAUAUUUUAUCAGCCUUCAAUUGACUCAAUGAAUCAUGCAUCAAUAGAUUAUAAUCACACAUUAUAGCAUCCAAAAGUCAUUACAAUCAAUAUCCCUAACACAUGGAACUAGGGUUCUUCAUACCCAAGUGAGAGAGAGUUCUACUCCAUAGAGAGAGAGAGAGGAAAACAUAAUACAAAGCACUCAUACUCAUCAUGAUUGGAAGAAUCUGCUUUAGGAUGAUAAUCUUCACUCCAAUGAUGAAAUCUAAGCUUGAUUGAUGAAACCCAGCUCCAAAAUAACCUCUAGGGUUUGUACUUAGCACUUUCUCUCUCUAUGACUCUGUUUUUGCUCUGGAAAUUCGUCUCCCCCUCUUUGUCUUGGAACAGCCUGUUUAACCCAACACUGGGUAAAACACGGUCGAGGACACGGCCGUGUUUCACUUUGCCCGCCCGUGUUUUUGCCUCGUGUGUGGAAUACAUGCUCGCGCCGAGUAAAACACAGGCGUGCUCACGGAGUGACGCGGCCAUGUUUUAGAGCAGCUGCACCCGUAUUUUAGACUCCUCUGCAGUAUUCUCAGACAUGCUCUCGGCAUAAAAAGCACGGGCUGGGGACACGGUGGUGUUUUGGGUCAAUGGUACUCGUGUUUGCUCCUUGCAGUGAUUAAGCUCGUGCACUAAAAAAGCACUGGCGUGCCCCUUAGUGAACACAGCCAUGUUCUGGAGUAGUUUGCCCAUGUUCUUGCCCCAACUUCACCGAAUGACCUCCAAACGCCCCGAAACUCGUGCCUAUACCUUCCUUCGAUGCUUGGGACCUGAAAUGUGACAAAAUAGCACAACCCAACGUAAAAUAGCCCAAAGAUAUAUACGACUACAAGCCGCAAACAUAUAAGAAAUAAGGGUGUAAAUA